This is a messenger RNA of Aspergillus puulaauensis, 1362 nucleotides long. RefSeq names its product thiamine pyrophosphate-dependent dehydrogenase E1 component subunit alpha. Gene Ontology annotation, biological process: branched-chain amino acid catabolic process. Lineage: Eukaryota; Fungi; Ascomycota; Eurotiomycetes; Eurotiales; Aspergillaceae. The transcript has 5 exons. The record is from RefSeq and is a predicted model, not a curated record. Gene Ontology annotation, molecular function: oxidoreductase activity, acting on the aldehyde or oxo group of donors, disulfide as acceptor. The coding region runs from base 1 to 1362 and encodes 453 amino acids.
AUGACCCCCCUACUGCCAUUAUCACGUCGGAUACCGCCCAUUGUGCGGCCGCUUUGCCGACCCACGCUCUCAAAGCGAUGGAGUACUUCCAUAUCUCAGCGUCCGGGGUCGGAUCGAGUUCGAUUCCCCGGUGCAGUCAAUAGCAAAUUCACAACGGAAAUGGCGUUCAUCAACCCGCAGGAUGGGUCGGGCAUUCCUACAUACCGAGUUAUGGAUUCCGAUGGUGUGCUGGUGGAUGCAGGAAGGAAGAAGCUGGACGUUUCGAAUGAGGAGAUCUUGACGUGGUAUAAAAACAUGUUGACUGGUGGGCUGAUGAGCAUUAUGGACGUGAUCAUGUUUGAGGCACAAAGGCAGGGCCGACUGAGUUUUUACAUGGUAUCAGCAGGCGAAGAAGGAAUCAGCGUGGGAUCCGCGGCAGCCCUAACCCCCGACGACGUGGUCUUCGCGCAGUACCGCGAAACAGGCGUCUUUCAACAACGGGGCUUCACGUUAAAGAACUUUAUGAGCCAGCUCUUCGCAAAUGCCAACGAUAGUGGACGGGGGAGGAAUAUGCCCGUCCACUAUGGAUGUCAAUACCCUCGCACCCACACAAUCUCCUCAACCCUCGCAACCCAAAUUCCACACGCCGCAGGAGCCGCCUAUGCACUGAAACUCCAGUCUUUGCAGAACCCCGACACCCCGCCGCGCAUCGUCACCUGCUACUUUGGCGAAGGAGCAGCCAGCGAAGGCGAUUUCCACGCCGGCCUGAACAUCGCCGCAACCCGCUCGGCCCCUGUCGUCUUUAUCUGCCGUAACAACGGCUAUGCCAUUUCAACACCAACACUAGAGCAGUACCGGGGCGAUGGAAUCGCCAGCCGCGGUAUCGGGUAUGGAAUUGACACGAUUCGUGUUGACGGCAAUGACAUUUUCGCUGUUUACGAGGCUAUGCGCGACGCCCGGAAACUAGCUCUCUCUGACGGCGGAAAGCCGGUUCUAAUCGAGGCGAUGAGCUACCGUGUUUCGCACCACAGUACCUCUGAUGAUAGUUUCGCGUACCGGGCGCGCAUUGAAGUCGAGGACUGGAAGAAGCGCGAUAACCCGAUUAUUAGGCUGCGGAAGUGGCUUGAGAACGAGGGGUUGUGGAAUGAGGAUAUGGAACAGGAGACAAGGGCGAGCCUCCGGAAGGAGGUCUUAAACGAGUUUGGGGCUGCGGAGAGGGAGAAGAAGCCGGCUAUUCGGUAUGCGUUUGAAGAUGUCUAUGAUGAGCUUACGGAUGAGGCGAGGGAGCAGAUGGGAGAGUUGAAGAGAAUUUUGGAGACUUAUCCCGAGGAGUAUGAUUUGAGACAGUUUGAAGGCGGGAUUAAGGGCUUGGAAAAGGAAUAG